GUAUAUAAACGAGCAAUUGUUAUGAGUGCCGGCUGCACUUCACUUCAAUCCGUAUUAUUGACAACAAUCACUGCAUUGUUUUAGAUAAAAUAUUCAAUGAAUAAUUGUCAUCAGUAAAAGAAAGACAACAAAAAACAAUAAUAAAAAUGGCUGUGCAACCUAAAGUUUACUGGUCCCAGACAAAAAAUGACGUUUUCGUGAAAAUUGAUGUCGAUGAUCCCGAGGGAACUGAAAUUACUCUGGAUGAUGAUGGAAUGAAAUUCUCAGCCUCUAAGAGAUUCAAUGGAAAUGUCGUCCAGUACGAAUUUUCUAUUCAAUUCUACGGUUCGACGAAUAGAGAAGAAAAUAUGUAUGAAUUGAUAAACCAUCAAAUGCAAUUUGUCCUGAAGAAGGAAAUCGAUGACGAUUGGCCGCGUUUAACAGUGAAGAAUGACCCCGAGUUUGUAAUUUUGGAUCCAGUGAAAUUCCAGCACAAGAGGAUAACGAAGAAAUCGAGAGACAAGAGAGAUGUCUCGAUGGGAUUCAACAAGGGCUUCACGUCAGCAAAGGAACAGAUUCACAAGGAAGUCCUGGAGAAGAGAGAUGUCCAUGAGGACUAUCCCCACAUGUAUGACGUACUUCAUAAGGAAGAGCUGGGGUACCGAAGAGAAGAUUACAGAAAGGUGUACCUUGUGUUGUACAAUUUGUGUCAAUUCGUGGGAUUCAUGUACAUUCUCACUGUCAUGAGCAUACGUUACUCGAGAGAAGGUCCUGAUUCAAUGGCAGAGACGUACAGCAGUGUCGGUGGAGCGAUGAGAUUUCUCCAGUUACUACAAUUUCUUGAAGUAAUGCAUCCAAUGUUUGGAUACACCAAGGGCAAUCCUCUCAUAGCAUUUGUCCAGGUUGGAGGUCGUGCUUUCAUCCUCUUCCUGAUGAUCGAGGCUGAGUCACGAAUGCAGACCAAACCAGUUGUAUUCUACCUAUUUUUCGUGUGGAGUUUGGUCGAGGUUUUUCGAUAUCCUUAUUACAUCACACAAGUCCUGAACGUGGAAAGUGGAUUGCUCACUUGGUUCCGGUACACCAUAUGGAUACCCUUGUACCCUUUAGGAUUUGUCUGUGAGGGAAUUAUUGUCCUCAGGAAUAUUCCAUACUUCGAGGAGACUGGGAGGUUUACUGUUUCAUUGCCAAACGCGUGGAAUUUUGCUUUUCAUUUUCCUACUUUGUUGAGGAUUUAUUUAUUGGUACUCUGUGGUCCCAGUAUUUACACCAUGAUGUCUCACAUGCACCAAACGAGAAUUAAGAAACUCGGGGGAGCCAGAGGGCGGCAAUUAUUGAGUGGUAAAUUCGAUUAAAUUACAAUUCCUCUACAUUUCACUACACGGUCAUAAAACGAGCCGUAAAAUUUACAAUUUUUAUUAAUUCCCCAUUUACCUCCAUACCUGAACAAUCGACAUAAAAAUAUUUAAGGACUUUUUUGUAGUGAAGUACAUAUCUGACAGAAACAUCUUGAUUGUUCAAAAUUUUUAA
Fopius arisanus is the source of this 1506-nucleotide messenger RNA. It is a transcript of the gene Hacd2, whose product is annotated as 3-hydroxyacyl-CoA dehydratase 2. The record is from RefSeq and is a predicted model, not a curated record. Gene Ontology annotation, biological process: sphingolipid biosynthetic process; very long-chain fatty acid biosynthetic process; fatty acid elongation. Gene Ontology annotation, cellular component: endoplasmic reticulum membrane. NCBI's taxonomy places the organism in Eukaryota, Metazoa, Arthropoda, Insecta, Hymenoptera, Braconidae. Bases 147 to 1331 code for a protein of 394 amino acids. The transcript is spliced from 4 exons. Gene Ontology annotation, molecular function: 3-hydroxyacyl-CoA dehydratase activity.